AUGGAUCACCUUGGAAUUCAACCCUCUUCAACCAAGGUUGAAAGAAGGCUCGUUGAGAAAAACAGAAGAAACCAGAUGAAGAUCCUCUACAAUAAACUCAACUCUCUUCUCCCUAACUACAACCCCAAGGAAGCAAUACCACUGCCUGACCAAGUGGAUGAGGCAAUCAACUACAUCAAGAGUUUGGAGGCGAAGGUGAAGGUGGCACAAGAGAAGAAAGAGAGUUUGCAGGGUGUUAGGAAAAGAUCCCAUGCUUGCUUAUCCAAUAACAGUUCUAAUUUUUCUACAACACGUUUCUCAAAAUCUCCACAACUUGAGAUCAACGAAGUGGGUUCCUCCCUACAAGUUGUUCUGACUUGUGGGAUAGACCAGCAGUUCAUUUUCUCUCAAAUCAUUAGAAUGCUGCAUGAAGAGAACAUAGAGGUUAGAAGUGCCAAUUCCUCACUUAUCGGAGACUCGGUGCUGCAUGUUGUGCAUGCUGAGAUUCCUCAAUCUUUUCUUCAAUUCGGAGCCAUUAAAGUAAGUGAUAGGUUGAAAAGGUUGGUGAAUGGAUCCUCCAGUGACGUGGAAACACAGCACGAAUGGUGGGAUUUUGAAAUUGCUAAUGUUGAUAUCUGGGGUUUCUAG
Messenger RNA from Sphenostylis stenocarpa, 627 nucleotides. The record is from the annotation of a GenBank genome assembly. Lineage: Eukaryota; Viridiplantae; Streptophyta; Magnoliopsida; Fabales; Fabaceae.